AUGCGGUCCCGCGGCCCUUACCUGCGGCCCCGCCCUUACCUGCGGCCCCGCCCUUACCUGCAGUCCCGCCACCUACCUGCGGUCCUGCCACCUACCUGCGGCACCGCCGCCCUUAUCUGCGGCCCCGCCGCCCUUACCUGCGGCCCCGCCGCCCUCACCUGCGGCCCCGCCGCCCUUACCUGCGGCCCCGCCGCCACCGCACCGGCGCAGGCGUCGUCGCCUGCUGCAGCGCUGCCCGCCACCCGCGCAGCCCGAGCCGUCUCACCCUGCCGAGCAGCCGACCGUCGCGCCGCCCUGCAACUGCACCGCCGAGCCGCCCAGCAUCCGAGCAGCCAAGCCGCCGUGCAGCCGAGCCGCCCAGCCGCCCAGCAGCCGAGCCGCCAAGCAGCCGAGCCGCUGAGCCGCCGAGCCGCCCUGCAGCCGAGCCGCCCAGCCGCCCAGCAGCCGAGCCGCCGUGCAGCCGAGCCGCCGAGCCGCCGAGCCGCCCAGCAGAAGAGCCGCCCUACAGCCGAGCCGCCCGAGCAGCCCUGUCCGGGUCGGGCCAUUGACUUUGACGUCUGGAUAGAUGACCUGCAUCUUUUCUUACACUGCGAUAGGGCAGACGGUCUCUCCCUCUUUGACCUCACCUCUGGUGCCUCUCCUGCCCCUGCUGCUGAUGCUGACGCCACUGUUCGCUCCCACUGGGCCACGCGCGAUGCUGCUGCACGUCUUGCUGUGCGUCGCCACCUCCCUACCUCUGAGCGUGCGCACUUUAGUCAGUACAAGAGUGCUCAGACCUUGUACGACGCUGUAGUUGCACGCUACUCCUCCCCUGCCACUGCUGCACUGAGCCGUCUCAUGCUACCGUACCUCUUCCCUGACCUUGCUGCCUUUCCCACAGUCGCUGACCUCAUUACGCACCUCCGCACUAGUGACACUCGCUACCGCGCUGCGCUUCCUGCUGAUUUCUGCGCCAAGAACCCCCCCCCCCCCAUGUAUAUCACCCUCUACUACAUAGUCAUCCAGCUCCCUGACUCCCUUCGCGUAGUCAGAGACCACUUCCUCGCAGUGUGCCCCACCACUCUCACCGUUGACCUCCUCGAGAAGGCCCUCCUAGCGGCGGAGAAGAGCAUACUCGCUGUAGGGGCCUCUCGUGGUGACCCCCGCACCCCUGUCUUUGAGGGUCGGUCGCCGCUGCGUCUGCCCCUUCGGGGAAGCGCCGCGCGUGCAAGGGCAAGGGGGGCAAGGGCGCUGGAGGAGCGGGCGGGGGCGGCGGAGGCAGUGGUGGAGGCGGUGGAGGGAGUGGGGGUGAUAGUGGGAGUGGGGGUGCUGGUGGCAGCAGUGGAGGCAGAGGCGGCGGCGGUGGUGGCGGAGGGAGCGGAGGCGGCGGUGGUGGCGGAGGCGGCGGCGGUGGCGGAGGCGGCGGAGGUGGCGGUGGAGCAGGUCGUGGUUCUGCGCAGAGGAGUGGCUUGA
Molecule: messenger RNA, 1452 nt
Organism: Closterium sp. NIES-65
Lineage: Eukaryota; Viridiplantae; Streptophyta; Zygnematophyceae; Desmidiales; Closteriaceae
Source: the annotation of a GenBank genome assembly